AUGGGGGAAGAUGGGUUUGUGGUUACCAGAGGGGACCGGGAAAUUAAGCGGUCUGUCCGGGAAGGCAGCUCUGCCACAGAUGGCCCUCUGACCUUCAGCAGAACAAUUAGCAUUGUGGCUGGAAUCAAGUACAUAAUGAAAGUGGAGAUUGGCCGGACAACUUGCCCCAAGCCAGCAACUGAUCUCCAGAGCUGCGCUUUCCAUGAUGCACCGCAGAUGGCUAAGCACACCAUUUGCAACUUCGUAGUGUACACUGUUCCUUGGCUAAACCAAAUUAAACUACUGGAGAGUAACUGCCAGUAA
Charadrius vociferus (killdeer) is the source of this 303-nucleotide messenger RNA. RefSeq names its product cystatin-like. Lineage: Eukaryota; Metazoa; Chordata; Aves; Charadriiformes; Charadriidae. Bases 1 to 303 code for a protein of 100 amino acids. The transcript is spliced from 3 exons. The record is from RefSeq and is a predicted model, not a curated record. Gene Ontology annotation, molecular function: cysteine-type endopeptidase inhibitor activity.